GAUGGUGAACUUGACACAACCAGCCUUGCUCUGUUUUGGCAGCGUGCCCAAGGAGCCCAGCUUCCGGCACCACUUUCUGCAGGUGCUAGCGUACUUGCAAGCCUACAAAGAGGCCUUUGCCAGUGAGAAGGCUUUUGGAGUCCUCAGUGAAACUUUGUAUGAGCUGCUGCAGCUGGGCUGGGAGGAACGGCAGGAGGAAGACAGCUUGCUGAUUGAGCGGAUCUUGCUGCUGGUCAGAAAUGUUCUCCAUGUCCCAGCCGACCUUGAUCAGGAGAAGAGGAUCGAUGAUGACGCCAGUGUCCACGACCGGCUUCUCUGGGCGAUUCACCUCAGUGGCCUGGACGACCUGCUCCUCUUCCUGGCCAGCUCAACUGCAGAGCACCAGUGGAGCCUCCAUGUGCUGGAGAUCAUCUCCCUUAUUUUUCGUGACCAGAACCCUGAGCAGCUGGCAGGAGUAGGGCAGGGACGCUUAGCUCAGGAGCGGAGGACAGCUGUGGCAGAACUGGAGGUGUUGCGCCAGCGAGAGAUGGCAGAAAAGAAGACUCGAGCCCUGCAGCGAGGCAACAGGCAUUCUCGAUUUGGGGGCUCCUACAUUGUCCAGGGCUUGAAAUCCAUCGGGGAGAGGGACCUCAUCUUUCACAAAGGUCUCCACAAUCUCCAAAACUACACUUCCGAUUUGGGAAAGCAGCCCCGACGGGUUCCUAAACGUCGCCAGGCUGCCCGGGAGCUGUCCGUUCAGCGCCGCUCUGCCCUCAACGUGAGACUCUUUCUCAGAGACUUCUGCUCUGAGUUCCUGGAGAACUGUUACAACCGGCUCAUGGGCUCGGUGAAGGACCACCUGCUUCGGGAGAAGGCUCAGCAGCAUGAUGAGACCUACUACAUGUGGGCUUUGGCUUUCUUCAUGGCCUUCAACCGAGCUGCCUCCUUCCGGCCAGGCCUGGUUUCUGAGACCCUCACUGUCCGCACCUUCCACUUCAUUGAGCAGAACCUCACCAACUACUAUGAGAUGAUGCUGACCGACCGCAAGGAAGCCACCUCCUGGGCACGCCGGAUGCACCUGGCUCUGAAGGCCUAUCAGGAACUGCUGGCCACAGUGAAUGAGAUGAAUGUGUCCCCAGACGAGGCUGUAAGGGAGAGCAGCCGCAUCAUCCAGAACAACAUUUUCUAUGUGAUGGAGUACCGAGAGCUCUUCCUGGCACUCUUUCGAAAGUUCGAUGAGAGAUGCCAGCCCCGCUCUUUCCUUCGUGACCUGGUGGAAACCACCCACCUCUUCCUCAAGAUGUUGGAGCGGUUCUGCCGGAGCCGUGGGAACCUGAUGGUGCAGAACAAACGGAAGAAGAGAAAGAAGAAAAAGAAGGUCCUAGAUCAGUCCGUAGCUUCUGGUAAUGUCCCCUACAGCCCAGAGGAACUGGAGUCUGUGUGGCCCUCCCUGGCCGAGCAGCUACAGUGCUGUGCCCAGGAUCCUGAGCUCAGUUUGGACUCCAUGGUUCCCUUUGAUGCGGCCUCAGAGGUGCCCGUGGAAGAACAGCGGGCAGAAGCCAUGGUGCGGAUCCAAGACUGUCUCCUGGCUGGCCAGGCCCCACAGGCCCUGACCCUUCUUAGGUCUGCCCGGGAGGUGUGGCCAGAAGGAGAUGUGUUUGGCUCUCAAGACAUUUCCCCAGAGGAGGAGAUUCAGCUGCUGAAGCAAAUCGUCUGGGCCCCGCUUCCCCGGCAGCAGGGGCCAGAGGAACAAGGGGCGGAGGAAGAAGAUGAAGAAGAGGUGGAGGAGGAAGAGUUGCACGUGGUCGAGGUGUUGGAGAAAGAAUUUAACUUUCUGGACUACCUGAAACGCUUUGCGAACUCAACUGUCAUCCAAGCCUACGUGCUGCUGCUGCGGGGCUACAAGCAAAAUAGCGCCCACACCAACCACUGUGUCGUCAAGAUGCUGCACCGGCUGGCCUAUGAUCUCAAAAUGGAAGCCCUGCUUUUCCAGCUUUCCCUCUUCUGCCUCUUCAAUCGUCUGCUUAGCGACCCUGCUGCUGGGGCCUAUAAAGAGCUAGUGACUUUUGCCAGAUACAUCCUGGGCAAGUUCUUUGCACUGGCCGUGGUCAACCAAAAAGCCUUUGUGGAGCUGCUGUUCUGGAAGAACACAGCUGUGGUUCGAGAGAUGACUGAGGGCUAUGGCUCCCUGGAUGGCGGGUGAGAAAACAAGCCCCGAAGGUGAAAUGCUUUACCUGAGGUCACCUGAGAGAGGAAUUGGGAUUGAGCCUAAGUCUCCUGUCUACUCUGGUUUUCUUCUUCACCAGCGUUCGGGGGGGCAGUCAGAGUGGGGUGGCCCCCCAGAGGGAGUCUAUAUGUGCCUUAUCCCAAGAUGUGCUGGGAAAAGCCAUAAGGAUGCAUAGAAAUAUUUGUCCUCUUUCCCUGAGUAUCUCAGCUCCUCUCCUUUCACUCUUCUCUCUCUUUCCCAUAAUACUCUCAGCCCCUGCAGUGUCAGGUUCCAUGGGCCCAACCUGGAAAAUCUUAGUUUGACUUUUGGGUUCUUAAGUGGAAGGAGGGUAAGAGGAAGGAAGCACACCUUAGGCCUCUGCUAGCUGGCUCCUUUGCGGUACCUGCGUUGCCCUUAUUCCUUUUAGAAGAGAAGACCUUUGGUCUCCUCUUUUUGAGCCAACAAUCUACAUGCUCCCCUUCUCCUUUCCCC
Physeter macrocephalus (sperm whale) is the source of this 2677-nucleotide messenger RNA. RefSeq names its product timeless circadian regulator. Gene Ontology annotation, biological process: DNA repair; replication fork arrest; DNA replication checkpoint signaling. Gene Ontology annotation, cellular component: replication fork protection complex. The record is from RefSeq and is a predicted model, not a curated record. Gene Ontology annotation, molecular function: DNA binding. Lineage: Eukaryota; Metazoa; Chordata; Mammalia; Artiodactyla; Physeteridae. The transcript is spliced from 17 exons. Bases 2 to 2182 code for a protein of 726 amino acids.